CUUAGUUAGAACAAGCAUUUUGCAGCACUGAUUCUCUGCAUCUCUUUUGUUUGGAUUUUGUAGUUUUUAUUACCUAUCUGUAUAUUUUUCCUUCCUAGACUGUUGGGUAGACUGUUUGCUUUAAUUAAGGAUCUUUUUCAUUUGUCUUUUUCUAAUACCUCAGAAAAUGGGGAUUGACUCUGGAGUCAAUAUUUCAGAUGAUGUUGUACCUUAUGGAGGGGAAAGUGCCUUUACCCAACUGGAGCACAACAUAGUGGCUGGAUAUCUAAUUACUGCAGGUGUCAUAAGUUUAGCAAGCAACAUUGUGGUGCUGCUAAUGUUUGCAAAGUUUAAGGAGCUGCGCACUGCCACCAACUUUAUCAUCAUAAACCUUGCUUUUACUGACAUUGGAGUGGCUGGGAUCGGCUAUCCCAUGUCAGCUGCCUCAGACAUCCACGGUAGCUGGAAAUUUGGCUACACUGGUUGUCAGAUCUAUGCAGCUCUCAAUAUCUUCUUCGGCAUGGCCAGUAUCGGCCUGCUGACUGUGGUGGCCAUCGACCGCUACCUCACCAUCUGCAGACCAGACAUAGGGCAGAAAAUGACGAUGCAAUCAUACAACCUUCUUAUUGUGGCAGCGUGGCUGAAUGCUGUGUUCUGGUCCUCCAUGCCGAUAGUGGGGUGGGCUGGUUAUGCCCCUGACCCCACUGGAGCUACAUGUACCAUCAACUGGAGGCAAAAUGAUGCCUCCUUCAUCUCUUACACUAUGGCUGUGAUUGCUGUGAACUUUGUGUUGCCUCUGUCCGUCAUGUUUUACUGCUACUACAACGUGUCAGUCACUGUAAAGAGAUACAAAGCCAGCAACUGCCUGGACAGCAUCAACAUCGACUGGUCAGAUCAGAUGGAUGUCACCAAGAUGUCCAUAGUAAUGAUCGUCAUGUUCCUGGUGGCCUGGUCUCCAUACUCCUUGGUUUGUCUCUGGGCAUCAUUUGGUGACCCCAAAACCAUCCCUGCCCCCAUGGCUAUCAUCGCUCCACUCUUUGCCAAGUCCUCCACCUUUUACAACCCCUGCAUUUAUGUUAUUGCCAACAAAAAGUUCAGAAGAGCCAUCAUAGGGAUGAUCCGAUGUCAAACCAGGCAGCGAAUCACCAUCAAUACCCAGGUUCCCAUGACAACCUCCCAACAACCCCUGACCCAGUGAGGUCACACUGCAUCAGUAUCGUGUUGUAUCAAUAAACCGUGGCAUUUAAACCAUGUAUAGAGGAUUGCUUUGAUGAAAUGAAUCACUGUCAGUGUCUUUCUGUCUCUUCUAGCUGUUUUCUGUUGAAUAACCUAAUGCACUGUGGUGUUUACUGUGUACAUUCCACUUGCUGUGACAGUGUAGUCAUUGUUUGUGUUCUAGUCACUUCAAUAACAGACGGACUCUGGAAAUCUUUCUGUGUAUGGACUGCAUUAUUCACCUGUACGGCAUAUCCCGUGCUUGGAAAAGGCCAGAGCAAGAACAGGAAAACCCCAAGCUGCUCUCAUACACUGCUUGUACAAUUUCUUAGGAAAAGUAAGGCACCAAAAUUCGUACAUAUCCCACGUGAUCAUGAGCCAGUAAUUUGUGUGUAAGCCAUGUGUUUGGGAAAUUUUUGAUCAUGUGACCAAUGCUCUGACAGAAGUGAAGAAGAAAGUGAUCCCAUUAGGGCACGUUGUUAUGGUGGUUGGAUGGGUCACAAUACACAAGACUUUCUCCAGGAGAUCAGUGUUCUGAACCAUGUGAACUUUGAGUGACCUUUGAGUUAUUUUAGGGUAUGAUGUCAUCAUGUUUCUUUUCCUAAACCUAGCCACAGUAAAAUUACUUGCAUAAACCUUGCCUAAAUAACUUAACAUUAAAUAUGUAUUUGCUUUAAUUGGGUUAGUCAUUUGUGGGGUGCUAAUCUGUAGGAUAUCAUAUGAUCUGUUGUAUUUGGAUACACUGAAAACCCACAGCCAAGUCGCCACAAAAAUUUUUUGCCGUUGUACAUUUCUGCAAAACAUGAAUAUGUUGCAUUUUUACGUUGCAUGCAAAUCAUAUCAACGUUUCUAAAGUGACAUAGAAUAAGAGCUGACCUUGUCACUGGGAGAUGGAGGAGAUGGUGGAUGGCAUGUUACCUGGGCAAGACGCUGCCAGGAUGCAGACCACUGCACACCACACCACCAAAAAACUUGUUUGUUUUAAGUGGCUUUUUAGGCAGCAAACAUGGGUGUUUUCUAGCGUCUCCCCUACUGUUUUUCCAUCGGGGACUGUUCCACAAAAGCAGUUGUUUUGUUCAGACAUCCUGCGGGAAUAGUGUCACAACAAACAGCUGUUUUUUACUGAGAUACUGCUACUUUUCCAGCAGGGAU
This is a messenger RNA of Epinephelus lanceolatus (giant grouper), 2346 nucleotides long. RefSeq names its product retinal pigment epithelium-derived rhodopsin homolog (gene rrh). Gene Ontology annotation, cellular component: membrane. The record is from RefSeq and is a predicted model, not a curated record. Gene Ontology annotation, biological process: visual perception; G protein-coupled receptor signaling pathway. Gene Ontology annotation, molecular function: G protein-coupled receptor activity. Lineage: Eukaryota; Metazoa; Chordata; Actinopteri; Perciformes; Serranidae.